Messenger RNA from Quercus lobata, 856 nucleotides. RefSeq names its product ankyrin repeat family protein. Bases 71 to 595 code for a protein of 174 amino acids. Gene Ontology annotation, cellular component: BRCA1-A complex; BRCA1-BARD1 complex. NCBI's taxonomy places the organism in Eukaryota, Viridiplantae, Streptophyta, Magnoliopsida, Fagales, Fagaceae. The transcript has 6 exons. Gene Ontology annotation, biological process: protein K6-linked ubiquitination. The record is from RefSeq and is a predicted model, not a curated record. Gene Ontology annotation, molecular function: ubiquitin-protein transferase activity; protein binding.
UUUUCGGUGCGUGUAUGUAGAGUGUAGUGUGAUAGUCUUUGGAGAACGGGCGCGAGAUUUGCAGAAGAAGAUGGGGACGGCGGCAAAUCCAGUAGUAGAGCAACCAUCAUCCGAAACGACGUCGGACCAGGUCGAGGCUUUGCUUGAGGCCGCUAGAUACGAUGAUCUUGACGACGUCGUAAGCUUAGCAUCCUCCGGUGUUUCUCUCGAUUCCAAGGACUCCCUUGGCCGUACAGCACUUCAUAUGGCUGCAGCAAAUGGACAUCUUGACGUUGUAGAAUAUCUUAUUAACAGAGGAGUGGUUAUGAUUGUUAAAUUACUUAAGGAACAGUUUUGUGAGUUUUUGGUACUUUUGUAUGAGCAGGAUCUUAAUGCUAUUAAUGAGGAGAAGAAUACACCUCUUCAUUGGGCUUGCCUCAAUGGUCAUAUUGAGGUGGUUAAGAAACUGAUCUUGGCAGGGGCAAAUGUGACUGAAUUGAACAGCUAUGAGAGGACUCCAAUGGAUGAAGCAGUGAGUGGAGGUAAGAUGGACGUCAUUGAUGCAAUCAAUGCAGCAGUUGCACAACUGGAACUCACUGGUGUCAGCGUUUCCUAAUGUGGGGUUUUCCUAAUUGAAGUCCAAGUUCUGACAGUUUUUACUAGUGUAUUUUUGGUUAAUAGAUUUAUUAAUGUCUUUCUCUUAUAAAUAACAAGCUUGCAGUGUUAAAAUUUUGUUGAUAGUUACUGAAUCUCACCUGACUCUUUGCAAUACUGUGUUGCUGCAUUUUUUAGUAGUCUUUCCAACAAGUGUUAAUCAAACUCGCUAUAUGUGCUUUCAUGCCAAGGAAGGAGAAAAUCUAUUUCUUUUUCUUUACUU